Molecule: messenger RNA, 3063 nt
Organism: Aspergillus candidus
Lineage: Eukaryota; Fungi; Ascomycota; Eurotiomycetes; Eurotiales; Aspergillaceae
Exons: 4
Coding region: 1-3063 (1020 amino acids)
Molecular function (GO): protein binding
Source: RefSeq, a predicted model, not a curated record
AUGGGCGACUACGAAGUCUACUGCUCCCUCUGCGGCUUCAUCCUCCACGACCUCUACCUCGAAGACGCCUCCUACGACUACCGUCGGUCCCAGCUCCCAGCAGGAGAGGAAGAGCCACCAUGGCUGAACGAGAUGCAGGUGAUAGGGGAGAAUCUGGACUCCCUAACUUUGAAUAAAGUAUACGUGUCCGGCCCACAAACCGCAUGCGCCGUCGGGAACAGCUUCGACGUUGAUCCAGGCGAGGAUCCACGUUUCCCUGCGCGGGGACAGGUGCGCUAUGUAGAUGAUGGACGGGCUGAUCUUUGCGUAUACGAAUGGACCGUCAACGGCUACAUCAUCCCCUACCACCGCGCAUGCUACCAUGUCUUGGAGAAGGCUAUCGCAUUCUACAGUGGCGCACAGCCCAUCGAUCUUGAUAUCUUGUAUGGAGUUCUCCGUGGUAUAGCCGCCUCCCAUCCAGAAAUCCAGGCCGCCAAAGUCCUUCCUGGCAUUGACUACGGCGGGGCCGCACGAGCACACCGCGGAGGCUGGUGGUGGCCACGUCAGGGAUACGAGACGUACACUUGGGAUCCGACGGAUAUUCCUGAGUUGCGGGGGUAUUAUGUUGAAAUGCCUUUACUUCAGGGAGCCGACUCUGGCGACGAAGGAGGGGAAAAGUCCGCUGUGCGCAAACCGACCUCAGAUCCGUUCGCCGGCCUGCCGACGAAGGUCCUGCACUCCAUUCUAUAUCCCCUGCCGAUAUCAUCUGUAGCACAUCUCCGCAUAGCGAGUCCGGCAGUUGCACAUACAAAACUCAGCAACGACUUCUGGGUGAGCAAGCUCCGCCACGACAUGCCCUGGCCAUACGAUCUCCCCACCAAUCUACCCGCCAGUGGCGGUCAACUCGACUGGGCACGCAUGUACCAAGACCUCUAUCUACGAAGCCAAGAUGACUUUCCCUUUCAAAUGCGCGGUCUCGUCAACAGGCGACGUAUCUGGGGAAUCUGCGCGCAGAUAGCACAACCCUACGCGAUGGCAAAGCGGGCUGAAAAGCCAAGACAACCUCGCCCGCCGAUUCUGGACGACCUCGUCGCAUCGCCGAUGCGCCCGCUGCGUCUGCCGCGGGUGCUGGCUCCCCGGAUGGGGUAUUUGCUGUUAGUCGAUGAGAUGGAUGGGUUUUGCGGUCCGCGUCCUGCCUUGACGGUGUGCUGGUCCCGCACGGGUACGCUCGCGGGCUUCGAAACCCGCUAUAUCAAUUCCCAGGAGAGAGAAACGAUCGAGACAGUCGGGGCGACAGCCCACUGUCUCACCCGCAACGAAGUGCGCAUCGCCGCCGACGACUGGAUCCGGGGCUUCAUCAUAACCUCGCGCAUCGACACCAAUGGAGAGCCAUACCGCAGUGUCACCGGUCUCCAGGUCCUCUUCCUACAUGGGGACACACUCCAUCUAGGCAACACAACAGGCGACAAGCGACUCCUCCACGCUGAAGGCGACUAUCUCUUUGUGGGCUUGACAGCGCAAUACAGCGACGAAUGCGGGAUAACCGCACUCUCCCUCCUCCAAGCGCGCCCUCACCCUCAGGAUACCCCCGCGCGCACUCUCUCCCAGUCGCAAUCCCACCAUCCCCACGCACACACGACCAUCACCUCCAAGCUAUGGAAAGCGCUCCCACCACCAACGCACCUCAUCACAGAGCGCCAGCCAGGGUUCUGGCCUGAUAAUCUCGACCCAUCUCUCACACCCAUGGAAUGUCUUACCUUCGGUCUAACAGAAACAGACCUCGCCUCUAUAACAGCCCUCUCAGUGGACAUCUCCCUCGGCGGAAUCCAAAUCCAGUACUCCAACCAACCUCCGAAAAGCAUCGGUCCGCGCCUCACAGCACUCAAAACCAUGCCUAUAGAUGGACCCUCCGGAGAACGCAUCACGGCGCUCAUAGUCAACGGUUCCUCCAACAACGGCGUGGCGGUUCAAACGAACCAUAACCGACAACUUACCGUUGGGUCGCGCGUGGGGGGAAAGCACUAUUUUGUUCCUGGGGAGCAUCAAUCCAUCACUGGCUUAUACGGGGCGUGGAGGGAGGGUAGAAUGCAGUGGAUAUCAACCACCUUCUCUUCCCCGAACCAUCCUUCCCCAGACAGACCCACAGCUCAAUACGAACCACCCUCGACCCUCCCCAUCCACACCCCAGAAAGCGAAAACACCAUCCCAUGGGACAUAUCGCCCCCACCCACAUCAUACACCCCCAGAGGUCCAAGAUACGGCACACACACCUGGACCAGCAAGUACGGCGGGUUCGAAAACGAGUGUCCGUCUCCGCGGACGGCAUCCGCCGCUUGGCUGGAUUGUAGUCGGGGACUGCCUUUAGAAAGGAUAAAGGUGGUAUGUGCUCACCCGACGAGGCGACUGCCUUUUUCGCCUGUGGGGAUUGGCCUUUUCUGGGCGGGUGGGAUUGUCGAUUGGGCUGGGGUUUCUGUUAGUGGUGAUUCUACUGCUGCUUCUACUACUGGUGACGCUCCGAGCAACACCGCGAGCAACACUGGCAUUGGCACUAGCAUUGACAGUGAAAAAUGCCCUUGCUACGAAGACACCCAAAGCCCGCUCUCCCAAGAACAGAAAUUCCGCACACCACACUUCACCCGAGAGGAGUGGAUCGUCAACGAUGGCAGUGGAGGAAUCCUCCACUCCCUCCGUCUCUGGACACAGAUCCCGACAACAGGAACAGGAAAAGGACCCCUCCGGGGCUUCCAAUUCGUGUGUACCGGGACCGGCACCGGUACCGGUUCCACCGGGGAAGGUCCACCUUGGGGAGACUGCGAGGGUGUUCCCGGUGGUGUUGUUUAUUUUGAAGAUACCUCUACUUCUACUCCUACCACUCGUCAGUCUAGAGGUGAUACUUACGAGGGUCCUACCCCAGAGGAUAAGACCCACGAACACAAUACUCAUGAGGAGGAGGAUGCGAAGGAUAAAGCAAUCGGGCUGAAAAUCUUCAUAGACGAGAACGACAGACCCGGUGUGGAGGACCCCAGUUCGGUAUAUUCUGAUCCGGUGAUGGUUUGCAUUCAGGGUUUGUUUAGAAACGCUUAG